Haemonchus placei is the source of this 933-nucleotide messenger RNA. The record is from the annotation of a GenBank genome assembly. Lineage: Eukaryota; Metazoa; Nematoda; Chromadorea; Rhabditida; Trichostrongylidae.
GACUUAGCCCUAUCAAUUCGCCCACAUCACCAUUUUUGGGGGUCAACUUUCUAUAUUACAUUGUCGAGGAAACUCGCUUUCAAAUUGCCCUUGAAUUCGUUUACAUUGCGUGUCGUCACCCUAUGUCUGGUGCCGACGAUCGCCUCCCAUUGUCCCAGUCAUGUCAGUUCGAAGAUUCAGGAAUGCGUACGACCUGUCGCUGAAUAUGCGAAACUUAUAAACAACAAUGACCAGGGUCCUCGCAAUGCUGGGACAUCAGAGAUUGGGAACGCAUUCUCUCUACCGAACAUGGGCAGAAGAGUGUUCAAUGGCCUCUGCAAGUCAGUAGUUACGGAAUGUUCAAUACAACGAGUGGCUUCUCCUUCACGAUAUUUAGCGUUUAUGGAAUCGGCCGAGUGCCUUAUGGAAUUGGAUCGCAAACCGGAAGUGAAAAAAUGUCACGACGAGACGUUGGUGGAAAUCGAGACUGCCAACAGUGAAACUGGGAUUGCAAUGGCAGAGAAACUCGAUCGGAUGUGUGGGGCGCUAAACUUCUUCGCCGGUUGUGUCAAGUCUCCUAUCAAGCACGAAUGUGGAUCAUCAGCCUGGCAGGUCAUUUACAGAGUGCUCAAAGACACGACUAACACCUUGAUGCCGGGAUGCCAUUUCACUGGCGCCUCGACUAGGCUCCUUUCUUCUGAAGUCGAGGGGAAAGCGCCACCCUCCACUGUGACGCAGCCGAUUUUGACAACUACGGAACCAACAUCGACAACAACUACGACCGUUUCUCCCGUCAAAGACUAUGCUCGGUUUCCCAACGAAGAAGCAGUUGCCCAAUCAAGGAAAGGCUUGAGUAAGAAUAUUGUCAGCGAAGAGCUCGCGCAAAUCAAUUCUGUCGGUUCACUACUGAGCCUAAGUAUUCUUCUUUUCGUUUUGACGAUCUUUUCAUUUUGA